AUGGCGGACAACGACAGCAACCUGACGAAGCAGGGGGCACCACCGGACUACUCCAUGGGGUCCCCCAUCACACCCAUCAGCGUAAAGAGUUUUUGUAAGCCAAAGAUGCGUCAACAGCAAAAGCCUAAUGGUUCAAUUUCUGGGAAUGCACGUGCACAUGUUCAGGAACUUUCUUUUGUGAUCACAUCUGAAAAUUUGGCACCAACAGGCAAUGGCUGCAGAGUUUUCCGCGUUUCCGUCCUGCAGACAACAUCAUCUGGUCGAUCUACCAAGUACAAACAGACAAUGCAGAUGGAUACCAACCCACCCUCAACCCAUCUAACCGAGUUUCUGCCAAUGGAGCAGUAUCUACCAGCAUUACUGCUCCAGAUACUUCACCUUGUGCUGGCAUCGAGCCCAACUCUGGUCCACCCAAAUGGCCAAACACUACUUAGAAACCACUGCCGAUCUUUUAGCAGACCAGAACAAGGACCAACAUCAUCCGAAAACUUAUUUUUUAUUUUCGGGCGAGAAUGCAAUCGGGCGAAUCUUUCAUCGUUCGGGCGAAAAAUGCCUCAAGCGAAAGCUCUAGUUACCUUUGGGUAG
This is a messenger RNA of Helobdella robusta, 585 nucleotides long. RefSeq lists its product as hypothetical. The transcript is spliced from 4 exons. The coding region runs from base 1 to 585 and encodes 194 amino acids. The record is from RefSeq and is a predicted model, not a curated record. Lineage: Eukaryota; Metazoa; Annelida; Clitellata; Rhynchobdellida; Glossiphoniidae.